Larimichthys crocea (large yellow croaker) is the source of this 4193-nucleotide messenger RNA. It is a transcript of the gene gpr61, whose product is annotated as G protein-coupled receptor 61. The record is from RefSeq and is a predicted model, not a curated record. Gene Ontology annotation, cellular component: endosome; plasma membrane; signaling receptor complex. Lineage: Eukaryota; Metazoa; Chordata; Actinopteri; Sciaenidae. Bases 395 to 1804 code for a protein of 469 amino acids. Gene Ontology annotation, molecular function: G protein-coupled receptor activity. Gene Ontology annotation, biological process: G protein-coupled receptor signaling pathway. The transcript has 2 exons.
UGUUUGUGUGUGUGCUUGUGUGUGGUGUGUAUCAGUGUGUGUUUGCUGUGUGUGUGGGAGAGAGAGAGAGAGCGAAACAGGUCGUCUCUCCUUCAGUAGACUGUGAACCUGCACAGGAUGAAGCAGCCCUCUCCAGACUGAGAUAUUUCCAACUGAAGCUCAUAUUGGAGAGAGAAGGACACCUUCACUAAAAGUUCCAAAGAAUUGAGAGAAACCUCCUGCGAUCGUCUGCUGAGCUCCAGGCUGAAGUCUACUGGGGGUCAGGGCCUGCACAGCCCCAGCUGCCAUGACAGACAUCACCACCUGAGCUUUUCAUUGACACCCUAUGACAGGGGAGGAUGGGUGAUGGGCCCGUGAAAUUCAGCAGACUCUCUCCUCCUUAUCCCAUCCUCUCAUGGAGCGUCCUGUCACACCGAGCCCCUCCUGGAACACUUCACUCUCCGGCCUCCCCACCUUUCCAACCUCACUGCAUCCCAAUAUCUCUAACGUGACCCCGCCUGUUGCAAGUGUCCAAGAUGGGGUAGCUCUAAACCAAGCGUUGGCGCUGUGUGCUAUGCUUAUCAUGGAUGUGCUGGCAGUGGUGGGGAACUUGGCCGUGAUGAUUGUCAUCACCAAAACACCACAGCUGCGCAAGUUUGCUUUUGUGUUCCACCUCUGUCUGGUGGACCUGCUGGCAGCACUGGUGUUGAUGCCUCUAGGGAUACUGUCAGACCGGAUCCUGGUGGACGAGGCGCUGUGUCGGAGCUACCUCUGCUUGAGUGUGUGUCUAGUGAGUGCUGCCAUCCUCACCAUAUGUGCCAUCAAUGUGGAGCGCUACUACUACAUCGUCCACCCCAUGCGUCAUGAGGUGAAGAUGACAGUGGGGGUGGUGGUGAUGGUACUAGUGGGAAUCUGGAUUAAAGCCGUCGUUAUGUCAGUGCUGCCUCUCUUGGGGGUGCUGCUCCAGGGGAACCAGAGUCUGGGGACUCCUUCAGUCCUCAUUCACGGUCAGAGACACUGCUCCCUCCACUGGACGGGAGGCGGAAUCACACGGCUGGUUUUCAUGGUCUUCUUUACAUUCAUCUAUUUUCUGUGCCCCAUGUUGAUCAUUCUGGUGGUCUACUGCAACAUGUUCAAGGUGGCACGAGUAGCAGCCAUGCAGCACGGCCCCCUUCCUACUUGGAUGGACACGCCGCGACAACGGUCCGAGUCCAUCAGCAGCCACUCCACUAUGGCAGCCAGCCUUGGUGGAACUGGUGCCCGCACCACCCCUCAGAGGACCUUCAGUGGUGGGAAGGCUGCAGUGGUCCUGGUGGCAGUGGGAGGCCAGUUUCUCUGCUGCUGGCUGCCAUAUUUUUCCUUCCAUCUCUACUCGGCUGUGGUGUCUACCUCUCCCACCUCACUGGCCCAGCUAGAGGAUGUAGUCACAUGGAUUGGCUAUUUCUGCUUCACCUCCAACCCCUUCUUCUAUGGCUGCCUAAACCGGCAGAUUCGUGAGGAGCUGAGCCGCCACCUGGCUUGCCUCUUUAAGCGGGCUGGGCCUAGCGAAGGGGAGCAGCUGCCCAGCCGCGAGGCCUCUAUUGAGGAGAACUUUUUGCAGUUCCUUCAGGGCACUGGAUGCAAUCUGGAGCCCUGCAACUCUCACAGCCCAGAGGAGCCAGAGACUGAAGUUCUUCAGGAAUCAGCUGUUCAGCAGAACACGCCAGCUGACUUCCACAUCCCAGGGCAGAUCCUUGAGGAAACCUCAGAGUUCAUACAGCGGCAACAGCUAAACAAUGAGCUGCAUGUAUCAGAGAACUGCUGCAAAACUGUACCAGAGCUGUAGCUCAUGUACUGUCCAUGCCAUCUAUAAUCCAAUAAAUAUACUUUAGUUUCAUUCUUAUUUUCUAAGACUUGUUGAAUUAAUACAUCUCUUGUUCAUGCAACAGUGCUUUUAAGUUAAGAAAUAUAAUAAUAUUCCCAACAGUCAUGACACUGCAGCAUUACAUGUUUUGAAAGCCAUAUAGUGUCGGGUUGUUUCCUGUGUGACAUUAGCAGAUGGACACUAAACCCUUGUUGUGUUAAUCAUGGGUCAGUGCAGUAACAAACAUUGCAUAAACAACAUAAAGAAGUGCUAAAACUUUUUUUUUAAAUAGUUUAUGGGAAACUAUGAGAGCCAUUCAAAGACAUUUUUAAAUGAAGACAGAAAAGUGCAGUUCUGAUAAGCACUUCUUUAAAUAUUUAACCAUUUUGCAUUAAAAAGUCAGGUUCUGCAUCAGGCAUUACAAUAAAAUAUAACACAUAGGUAAAAUAUUCCCUAAUAUUUGUGUUUUAAGAUUUAAGGAAGUCCCGACUCAACUAUCAGCUCAAGUUGACUCAGUGAUACAGUAGCUUCUCCAAGACCGAACAGAUGUUUUAUUGAUUUAACCUAUGAUGUAACCAUAAUUGUCUUCCCUCUGCCCCUCUACUUAGGCACUAAUUCAUCUCCAACAAAGUGUUAUUUUGUAUAACUGUCUGUCAAUGAGGAGGUAAAAGAAAAGAUUGUCAGUUAUUGUCGAUGUCGUUGUUUAGUGAAGAUAAAUAUCUGUUUCCAUCGUAGUGUAUUUAUUCCAUAUUCAGAGUCAUUUUUUAAAAACAAAUAGUCUUUCCAUUUGAAAUAUUCAUUGUGUUGAAAAGGAUCAUUUUACAGCUGGUGCUGCUGUUGGUAUUUAUAAUAAACAGUCUGACACACCAGUGUAUUUUUAACCAUUUUCCAGGAACAUUAUUAUCAUGUUUAUCUGUUAUUAGUCUUGUGAUUAUCACCUCCUCACCAAAAUCAUCUCACAUUGGCAGACCCGUGAUUUCACCCCCUUCCACUCAAAGAAAAACAUUGUGACUAGUUUCAUUUGUAUGACAGUGAUGGUGUUGAGGAUCAUAGCCAAAACAUCAGCUAUAACAUAUUAAAACUGACAGUUUGUUGAAAUAAGGCUCGAUGUGGAUAGAUUCGGACAUAACGACCAGUCCCCAUCGCCCUGAGAUGUCUGAGUUGUUUACAGGUAAACACAGGAGCAGUGUGAGUGCUCCCGUGUUUGCAAUUUAAACAACCAGGCUUGUUGUGGCUACACAGCACACAGGUGAGACAAUGCUUACACAUGGCAAGCUUUGCCUUUGGCCUAAUUUAGCAACAAAAGGAAGACACUGGUGAUACUUUCACUGAUCUCAGGUGGAAUAAAAACAGUUUGCACAAGUCACACGAGCGGUGACAAAUGUUCCAAAGAGAAUUACAGUACACGGCACAAAUCUCUUACUAAACACUUUUCUGGGUCUCUUUUUAUACUUUUCUGCUCUCUCUUGCUGCCUUCAUCUAUUUUGGACUGCCUCAUACCGGACUGUUUGCAUGAUCACAAGACAUUCAACACAAGGCUUACAGACAAGGGUUAUACUUUGCUGGAAGUCAGAACAAAAAAAGGUCCCUUUGUCAGGAGGGGAGCCAUAAUGUUCUUAAUUUCCUUGCAAUAUGAUUUUUGUUGCUGAUUGUUUUUCAGAUGGUCAAGUCAUCUUUUGGUUUUAAAAUAUUUAUUUUGAGUCAAACAAUGGUGCAGUAAUGUGAGGCAUACAUUUAGUUUAGCAAACAUAAGAUGAAACAGUGAGCACAAGAUGAUACCACUGCCAUAAUCCUCAAUGUUUUUAGUUUGUUAUACAAAAUAUGAUAUUGAAACAAUUAUUAAUAUGAGAUUUUAUGUAACUAAGUAACAUAAAACUAUGUAGAUUGAUUACACCAGCAUACAGGCACAAGGAUUUAAUCACUUUAGAUGAUGAUGUUCACUUCUUUAUGAAGCAAAAGUUGUAAUAAAUUCAGUGAUAUUUCACACAGUCUUCAGUCAUUACAAAGCUCCUUAUGUUGAGUGUACAUCAGUCCACCAUUCAAUCAGUUGGAUAUCUGUUACCGUAGCAGCAAAAUUGCCCUGACGAAUCUGAUUAAACGCUUUAAGCUCUAUUUCUGCCACCAUCUGUUGGUCGCAACAACGGAGAAAUAAGAUGUUCUGAAGGUGAAUGUCAGAUAUAUUUCACAACUUGAUAGCUACAGUUUUGUUCAUUGUCAUUUAAAUGCGGUCGAUAUGUUUAUUGUCCUCUCUGUAUCUAUUUUUUUGUACCUGAGCUGAAAAGACUGUUUGAUUCUUGAUUAUUAGGGUUUGUUUGUCCCUUGUUAAGAUUUCCCUGUGUAUUGGUUACCCAUCACUUGAAAUGAUUAAAGA